GGAGAAGCCAAUCCACCUCCUCCCUCCCCUCCACCUCGCCGCCGCCGCCGCCGCCGCAUCUGCCGAAGGCGGGAGCCGUGAGGGGAAGGACCUGUGGCACGAGGUGGUGGCGGCAUGGAGUUCCUGCAGGGGCAGAGCACGGAGACCGCCGUGGCCGUGGCGGUGGCCGUCGUCGCCGUGGCCGCCGGCGCCGCCUUCCUCCUCCUCCUCCUCCGCAGCAGCAAGAAGCCCAAGGGCUGCUUGGACCCUGAGAACUUCAAGGAGUUUAAGCUUGUGGAGAAGAGGCAGAUCAGUCAUAAUGUGGCCAAGUUCAGAUUUGCUCUACCAACCCCUGCUUCUGUGCUGGGGCUUCCAAUUGGCCAACAUAUCAGUUGCAGAGGGCAGGAUGCUACUGGCGAGGAAGUAAUCAAGCCUUAUACUCCAACUACGCUGGAUUCUGAUCUUGGACGGUUUGAGCUUGUUAUUAAGAUGUAUCCCCAAGGAAGAAUGUCUCAUCAUUUUCAUGAGAUGAAAGUUGGUGACUAUUUAUCUGUGAGAGGACCUAAGGGUCGCUUCAAAUACCAACCUGGGCAAGUAAGAGCAUUUGGAAUGUUAGCUGGAGGAUCAGGCAUUACCCCAAUGUUCCAAGUCACAAGAGCAAUUCUUGAAAACCCAAGUGACAAUACGAAAGUGCACUUAAUCUAUGCCAAUGUCACAUAUGAUGACAUUCUUCUAAAGGAAGAAUUGGAUAGUAUGGUUGAAACCUAUCCCGAUCGCUUCAAGAUAUACUAUGUAUUAAAUCAGCCUCCAGAAAUCUGGAAUGGUGGUGUUGGGUUUGUGUCAAUGGAAAUGAUCCAAACCCAUUGCCCGGCACCUGCUGCUGACAUUCAGAUAUUGAGAUGCGGACCUCCUCCCAUGAACAAAGCCAUGGCUGAACACCUGGAGAAUCUUGGCUACACGAAGGAAAUGCAGUUCCAAUUCUAAGCCUCCACAGUGGAACAAUACCGAAAUAACAGCGAUGGACAACAUUUUCGUUCACCUUCAGUAGAAAUUGUCUGACCCUAGUGCCAUUUAAUCAAGAUAUAGGCGAACUUUAAACCCGAUAAAAGUAGAAUGUCAGGUCAGCAUAUUUUGAGUGAAAGCAAAAAACAACACCUACUUGAGUUGGGGUCAGAAGUUCCUGUAGCCCAUCAUUUUUGUGCCAAUGCUGUUCAAUUCCAGACAGACAGAAUGAAACUAAUUAUUUUUUUUUCAAUCAGAAUUUUGGACACAAGGUUGGAACGUUCAUUGCUCCAGCUAACUCGUUGCUCAGGUGAUUAAAGAAUGACCAACUUGUACCAUUUGAUUAUGAGAAGAAAAACAACUACUGUACGUGCCA
Molecule: messenger RNA, 1357 nt
Organism: Oryza sativa Japonica Group (Japanese rice)
Lineage: Eukaryota; Viridiplantae; Streptophyta; Magnoliopsida; Poales; Poaceae
Product: NADH--cytochrome b5 reductase 1
Biological process (GO): electron transport chain
Molecular function (GO): cytochrome-b5 reductase activity, acting on NAD(P)H
Source: RefSeq, a predicted model, not a curated record